UGAUGUUUCUAAUUAAGCUGGAUAAGUUCAAUUCAGUGUGGUUCGAAAAUCAGUUCAUGUAAGCGUUCUCUAAAAAUAACUUAAAACAUCUAAAUUGUUUAAAAAUACUUGCAUUCGCGUGUUAUUUUUCCCCAAAAUGUGUCAUUACAGUCAUCGUACACGGUGAAAUAUUCGAAAUUAGUAAUCAAAUGUUAGCAUGAAUAAAUUUUAUUGUUGCUGGAGUAGUGUUGGUUGAGUACGCAAGUUGCGUCGCGUCGGAUCUGUUCGCUUUUAAAUUUACAACACGAUCGGUUGAUCUCAUCAAGGACAGCACUUAAUAAUUAUAAAACUCCAAAAUAUUAUUUGUAUAGCACGAGUGCGUGGUUUAAUAAAAGAUAAAAACUGUGGUCUUCGUUUUGCUGGUGUUACAUAAUAAAAAAAAAAAAAAUGUGGAUAUUUAUUGUCACUGGGGUACUAAUGGUACUUGGCUACUGGGUACUGAGUCGGUGUUACAGCUAUUGGACUAGGAAAGAAGUACCACAAUUAAAACCUUUCUUUAUCUUUGGAAACUUCUGGCCCAUAAUGUCGCGUAAACUAUCACCUCCUGAAUUCAUAGAAAAACUGUACAACUCUACGAAUCUAAGGUACAUCGGCAUAUACCAGUCUCUUCGACCAUAUCUUCUAAUAAGAGACCCAGAACUCAUCAAGCAAAUUACGGUAAAAGAUUUUGACCAUUUUUUGGAUCAUGUGGGUUUUGUAGAUCCAGAAGCCGAUCGCCUUUUUGGAAGGAAUUUAUUUUCACUUAAGGGGAUGAAAUGGAGGGAGAUGAGAUCCACUCUUAGCCCAGCUUUUACCAGCAACAAAAUGAAAUACAUGUUUUCAUUAAUGUCGCAAAAUGGACAACAAUUUGUAAAUCAUUUCCUUGAAAAAAGUGAAGAUGUAAUUGAAGUGGAAAUGAAAGACGUUACUUCACGGUUUGCAAAUGACGUCAUUGCUAAUACUGUGUUUGGUUUUGAAUCUGAUUCUUUGAAAGAACCCAAUAACGUGUUCUACACUAUGGGAAAAUUUGCGACUGAUUUGACAAAUUUGCGGACAAUUAUGGUGUUUCUAGGGUACGUGAUACUGCCCAAACUUCUUAGAUUUUUCAAAGUGGCUUUCUUCCCUAAAAAAAUGACGAACUUUUUUGGACGAAUUAUCAAAGAGAAUAUUGACAGCAGAGAAAAAUACGGUGUCAAACGGUCUGAUAUGAUUGGGUUGUUACUUGAGGCUAGGAAAAAUAAACACAACGACGAUGACCAAACUACUUUACCGGAUACUGGAUUUGCUACUGUAGAAGAAUCAGAAGUUGGUAAAAACCAGAAAUUGAGAAAGUAUGACAUAACAGACGAAGACAUUACUGCUCAGGGUUUGGUAUUCUUCUUUGCUGGAUUCGAAUCUGUUUCUUCACUUAUGUGCUUUAUGGCUUACGAAUUAGGCGUCAAUCAAGAAAUACAACAGAAGCUUAGGAACGAAGUAGACGCCACGAACGAAAAAUGUGACGGAAAAGUUACGUACGAAGCUUUAACUACAAUGAAAUACAUGGACAUGGUUGUAUCAGAGUCCUUGAGAGAAUAUCCAAAUGCCAUAGCCACUGACAGAAUCUGCACUAAAUCUUACACGAUCGAACCAAACACACCAGAUGAGAAACCAGUUCAUUUAAAUAAAGGUGAUAAGAUAUUUAUACCGGUGUACGCAAUUCAAAGAGAUCCACAAUACUAUCCAGAACCAGAACGUUUCGAUCCCGAACGCUUUAAUGACGAAAACAAAAAUAAAAUUAAACCUUAUACGUACUCUCCUUUUGGAUCAGGACCACGAAAUUGCAUUGGUUCGAGAUUUGCUUUGAUGGAAAUUAAGCUUCUUUUUUAUAACAUUCUGUCCAAUUUUGAAUUAAUUCCAAUUGAGAAAACACAAAUUCCGAUUCGCUAUAGUAAGAAAGCCAUAAAUAUGGCGCCUGAGAAAGGUUUUUGGCUGGGUCUUCAGCGUCGCGUAAAGUAACUAAAACAUUUGAUGGUUUUUAUGUUAAAAUGUGUUUGUCAUUGUAUAAUGUCAAAAAUCUGUAUUCUGCAUGUAAACACAGAAACAUUUGUGUUAACAUAAAUUAGCGCUUGCGGUUUGUAAUAUAAAUGUAGAACAUUAUAAAACACGAUCAUUUAAUUUAUUAUACAUUUUUAAUGACUAGCCACAUAGUGGCAACGUUGGUUCUUAAAUGUUUUUUGAAUAACGGCUGACACAUGGUUUGAUUACAAAUUUAACAUUGUGAUAUUUUUAUCGUUGUUAACAAAACAGGAUAUGAUCCAUUGAUAAAUUUUAUGUUAAUUCGAUAAAAAACUUUAUUUCCGCCGCAACUUUAAUACUUAAGAUUUAUCUCAUGAUAACGUCAGGUGAUAACAUGUAGGUACAUCAUUACAAUCUCGUAAGGUGAGAAUUUACCUGAUUAUGCUUUUUUUUCUAAUAUAUAUCUGUACAUGUUUUUUAAUUUUGUAAUAAUAUUUUAUUCUAUUUUAGAACCAUAAUCUUAUUUAUAAGCACCCAAAUGCGGGCUUAAAUUGGCCUUUUUAGCACAAAUCUGUCAAAAAUUGCUAAGCAACAAUUGAUUGUUCAUUUACACUAAUCAAUUAAUUAUUCAAACAGGCUUCGAUAUUCAACGUUUUUCUUAAGUUGGAUAAUAAUAUUUUAUCAAAUCAUUACCUGACCGACUUCAAAUUCUUCUAAACUUUCGUUUGAAUAAAGGUUUUCCGCUUCUUUAAUUUACAUUUUGAAAAACGAAUUAUCAAAUAAUCAACGUGGUAUCCAUAACAACAUCAAAAUAAUAGCCAGCUAUGUAUUAAAAUUCGCAUCGGCACAAUUCACACAGUCUUGCCGAAAAUAUUCAAUAUUUCGUUAAAAAUAGUUUAGAAACUAAAAUAGAAUAAAACGUUGUAUGUACCACGUGCAUAAUUGUCGAUUGUGGCACUCGGGAAAUUAAAAGCCCUCCUUCGUCGGGCUUUAAACAUUCCCUCGUGCCACAAUCUCCUUGAUUAUGCCCUUAAUACAUAAAUAACUAUUAUAUGUCGAUGCAUAAUUAGGCUAAAAUUGUUUGGAUUUGGUGAUGCUUAAUAAUAAUAGUAUUUUAACAAAGCGAAACUAACAUUUAAAAAGCUGUUAAAACUGUAUACUAUUAAAUCAUGAAGUCCAGGUAAUUUUAGUAGAACUUUUGUGUUCUUCUGUUUAGGUAAAACAUAAGUAAAGUAUUAUUUUUU
Messenger RNA from Zophobas morio, 3257 nucleotides. RefSeq names its product cytochrome P450 9e2-like. The transcript is spliced from 4 exons. Lineage: Eukaryota; Metazoa; Arthropoda; Insecta; Coleoptera; Tenebrionidae. Bases 427 to 2013 code for a protein of 528 amino acids. The record is from RefSeq and is a predicted model, not a curated record. Gene Ontology annotation, molecular function: iron ion binding; heme binding; oxidoreductase activity, acting on paired donors, with incorporation or reduction of molecular oxygen.